GCAGUGUUGCGUUUACCGGUGAUGAACAUAACCUCAGAAAUAAGUGACGUGUCUGAUUGUUUUUAUACUUUUUAUACAAAUAAAAUUUUUGUAUAUAAAAGUGAAAAAAAUGGAUUUUGUAUAUAGAUUACCCUUCUAUGUUUUAGAAGUGCCAAAUUUAAAACUAAAAAAACCAUCAUGGUUUAUGAAACCAAGUGCAAUGGUUGUUUUUUCAUUUGUUCUCCUCUCGUAUUUUUUGAUGACAGGAGGCAUUAUUUAUGAUGUUAUUCUUGAACCUCCAAGUGUUGGGUCUACAACUGACGAACAUGGUCAUAGUCGACCUGUUGCUUUCAUGCCGUACAGGGUAAAUGGUCAAUAUAUAAUGGAAGGUUUAGCGUCUAGUUUUCUCUUUACUUUAGGAGGAUUAGGAUUUAUUGUUCUGGACCAAACGCACAGUCCAUCGACGCCAAAAUUAAAUAGAAUUCUUUUGAUAAGUGUAGGAUUUAUUAGUAUAGUUGUCUCUUUUAUCACAUGCUGGAUUUUCAUGCGAAUGAAACUUCCAGGUUAUUUGCAGUCAUAAUCGACAUCAAUUUGUGCAGUGAUUUUUUACAUGUCAAAUGCUUGAAAUGUUCCUGAUACUCAUGGAGAAAAAAUUAUCAUAAAACUGAAGUGUCUUGUGUAUACAAGUUUAUUUUUACGACAAAUAUAAAUUAAUUAUUUCACUUUUAGAAA
Leptopilina heterotoma is the source of this 711-nucleotide messenger RNA. RefSeq names its product oligosaccharyltransferase complex subunit ostc-B. The record is from RefSeq and is a predicted model, not a curated record. Gene Ontology annotation, cellular component: oligosaccharyltransferase complex. NCBI's taxonomy places the organism in Eukaryota, Metazoa, Arthropoda, Insecta, Hymenoptera, Figitidae. The transcript is spliced from 4 exons. Bases 110 to 559 code for a protein of 149 amino acids.